Messenger RNA from Arachis ipaensis, 1629 nucleotides. RefSeq lists its product as uncharacterized. NCBI's taxonomy places the organism in Eukaryota, Viridiplantae, Streptophyta, Magnoliopsida, Fabales, Fabaceae. Gene Ontology annotation, molecular function: RNA-DNA hybrid ribonuclease activity; nucleic acid binding. The record is from RefSeq and is a predicted model, not a curated record.
AUGAAUUAUCUCCAAAGAUUCAUUUCAAAUCUUUCUGAUCGAACUCGGGUGUUUGCACCUUUAGUAAAAUUAAAGAAUGAUUCACAGUUUGAAUGGACAAAUGAGCAUCAACAGGCAUUUGAUUCCAUAAAAGCUUAUUUGUCCAAGGCUUCAAUUAUAGCAAAUGUUCGACCACACGAGCCUUUAAAAUUGUAUAUUGCAGCAUCUGUAAACACCAUUGGGUGUAUGCUAGCCCAAGAUGAUGAGAAAGAAAAUGAAUGGAUGGUUUAUUACCUUAGUCGAGUGUUAACUGAUAUCGAAACGAGGUAUUCUCCAAUAGAAAAGUUGUGCUUGUCCUUGUACUAUGCUUGUAUGAAGUUAAAGUAUUAUAUGGUUGCCAAAUCGAUAAAGGUUGUAGCACAAACUGAUCUCAUCAAAUACAUGUUAAGUUUCUCAAUGUUACGAGGUCGUUUAGGAAAAUGGAUGCUAGCUUUGACUGAAUUUGAUUUACAGUAUGUCCCGGCCAAAGCUAUAAAAGGCCAGGUCAUUACAGAUAUUCUCGUUGAUAAUUCAAAUCAUCUGAAUGACCAGGGGACAAAUAAAAUCGACAUUGAAGUCGAUUGUUGGAAGUUAUAUUUUGAUAGAUCGAAGCACAAAGAUGGUGCAGGGGUUGGAAUUCUUAUUAUCUCACCAGAAGGGGUUCCAUCAGAGUUUUUGAUCGAGCUGAAGUAUCCUUGCUCGAAUAAUAUGGCAGAUUAUGAAGCUUUAAUUUUGGGUCUUGAAAUAUUGAUCGAAAAAGGGGCUUUGGAAGUCCAAAUCCUAGGCGAUUCUCAGUUAGUUUUAAAGCAGUUGUCGAAGGAAUUUAAAUACAAUAAUGAGAAGUUGCAAAAAUAUUUAACAACGACUUGGGAGUUGUUAACUUCCUUUCGAAAAGUUUCUUUGGUUCACAUUCUAAGGAUUCAUAAUGAGAUUGCUAAUGAGUUAGCCCAAAUUGCUUCGAGAUACAAAGUCAGCCCAGAAACUUUGAAAAAAUUAGCUAGUAUACAUCAAAUUUUGGUGCCUGUGGAUGAAAGGGAGGCUUUCUGUAUAGAUGAACGGGAGGAUAAUGAUUGGAGAAAGCCUAUUGCUGAGUAUUUAAAGAAUCCUAGUAUUCUAGUCGAUAGAAAGGUAAAAUUGCGAGCAAUAAAUUUUGUCUUGAUGGCUGAUGAGUUAUAUAAGAAGGGAAUCGAUGGAAAUUUGUCGAGAUCUUCGAGGAAUAUCAAUAUGGUUACCUCAACCCCUUAUUAUGCACAGGCUAAUGGGCAAGUUGAAGCAGCAAAUAAAAUUCUAAUAGGUUUGAUUAAAAAACAAAUCGGAAAUAGACCUCGAACUAGGCAUGAAACGUUAAGUCAGGUACUAUGGGCUUAUCGAAAUUCACCAAGAGAAUCGACGGGUACGUCGCCUUAUAAAUUAGUUUAUGGCCAUGAUGUUGUGCUCCCAUUGGAGAUUAAUUUGAAUACUUUGAGGGUAUCAAAACAGAAUGACUUGUCAGUCGAUGAUUAUUGGAAUGCUAUGUUUGAUGAGUUAAAUGAAUUAGAUUCAGAGCGGAUAUUGGUACUUGAAAAUAUGAUUCGACAAAAAGAAAGUAUUGCUCGAAGCUAUAAUCGUUGA